CGGCUGCGGUGGGGCCGCGCCUCAACCGAGCUUGGGCCUCUCCUUUGGUCCCGCCCCGCUGCUCAGCGCGGAUUGGUAGCAGGGAGCAACUCUGGUGCUGAUUGGGCAGCGGCGGAGUCGCUCGUGCAGACUGUAGGGUUCGGGUGUUCCAGAGUGCUAAGUUUAUCCGCAGACCCGCGACCGCGCCAGCAGCGAAUCGGAUCUCUGUGGAGGUGGCUUAGACGAUAUCCCUGAGCUGAGAGCAUCACCCUGUCCCCGAAUCCUUCUUUCCUCUGUUUUGUUUUUCAUUCCCUUCCCUUCCCCCCCACCUCCAGUCUGCGACGACUGGCUCUUGACCCUGUUCAGGCCUCGGUGAAGGCUUUUGGUUACUCCCUUUGCUACCCCAUCCCUUAAUUUUAUUCUUUUGAAGAGUCUGCCUUUCAAGCUGCCAAGGUGAAAAGAGUGACUACAGAAGGGAAUACUCCUCAUUUCAGAAAAGGUGUGCCAUACCAGAGAGCACCAGGAAGUCGCUUGAGAGAUCACCUGAUACACGAACGUAUGAUGUUCCAUCUGCGCAUUGAUGCAUAGGCAGCAUUUACAAAUUAACUGAUGUAUUACUAUAUAUCAUCUCUUUGAUGAUUGCUCAUCUUCUUUGUAUCCUGUCUUAUAAUUUCAACACAUUUGUGAUACUCAAUGUUUAUUCUAAAUUAACCAUGUUUUGUACCACAAACUCAUUGCCCAUGGAUCUAUUGCUGAAACAAGGAAAUCUUAAACAAGAAGUAGAAUCUUUUUGUUAUCAAAUUGUGUCUGAAUCAAAUGAUCAAAAGGUUGGAGUAUUACAAAGUGAAGAUGAACAGUUGCAGCCUUCAGUUUCUAAAAAAUCAGAAAGUGAGCUUUCCAGGGUCAAAUUUAUAUCCAAUUCCAACAAAAUAGCAUUUAAUAAGAAACCAAAAAGAAGAAAAUAUGAUGAAAGUUAUUUGUCUUUUGGAUUUACUUACUUUGGAAAUAGAGAUGCACCUCAUGCCCAGUGUGUGCUAUGUAAGAAGAUUUUAUCAAAUAGCUCCUUGGCCCCUAGUAAGCUUCGAAGACAUUUGGAGACUAAACAUGCUGCGUAUAAAGACAAAGACAUAAGCUUUUUCAAGCAACAUCUUGAUUCACCUGAAAAUAAUAAACCCCCAGCGCCUAAAAUUGUCAAUACAGAUAAUGAAAGUGCUACUGAGGCAUCAUACAAUGUAAGUUACCAUAUAGCCCUGAGUGGAGAGGCUCAUACAAUUGGAGAAUUGCUUAUCAAACCUUGUGCGAAAGAUGUAGUGAUGCGGAUGUUUGAUGAACAAUAUAGUAAAAAAAUAGAUGCAGUACAACUAUCAAACAGUACCGUUGCACGUCGAAUUAAGGAUCUAGCUGCUGACAUUGAAGAAGAACUUGUUUGUAGACUGAAAAUUUGUGAUGGGUUUUCACUGCAGCUAGAUGAAUCAGCUGAUGUUUCAGGACUUGCUGUGCUGCUUGUGUUUGUUCGUUAUAGGUUUAAUAAGUCCAUUGAGGAAGACCUACUAUUGUGUGAAUCUUUGCAAAGUAAUGCUACUGGUGAAGAAAUAUUCAACUGCAUCAACAGUUUUAUGCAGAAACAUGAAAUUGAAUGGGAAAAAUGUGUUGAUGUUUGUAGUGAUGCUUCUAGGGCAAUGGAUGGGAAAAUUGCCGAGGCUGUCACCUUGAUAAAAUAUGUGGCUCCUGAAAGCACCAGUAGUCACUGCCUAUUAUAUAGACAUGCACUGGCAGUUAAAAUAAUGCCUACAUCUCUAAAAAAUGUGUUAGAUCAGGCAGUACAAAUCAUCAACUAUAUUAAAGCUCGACCACAUCAAUCCAGACUACUAAAAAUUUUGUGUGAAGAAAUGGGUGCCCAACACACAGCGCUUCUCCUAAACACAGAGGUGAGGUGGCUUUCUCGAGGUAAAGUUCUUGUAAGACUUUUUGAACUUCGACGUGAACUGUUGGUUUUCAUGGAUUCUGCUUUUCGACUAUCUGAUUGUUUAACAAAUUCAUCUUGGCUGCUAAGACUUGCAUAUCUCGCAGAUAUUUUUACAAAAUUAAAUGAGGUUAAUUUGUCAAUGCAAGGGAAAAAUGUGACAAUUUUUACAGUGUUUGAUAAAUUAUCAUCAUUGUUAAGAAAAUUGGAAUUUUGGGCCUCAUCUGUAGAAGAAGAAAACUUUGAUUGUUUUCCCACACUCAGUGACUUUUUGACUGAAAUUAAUUCUACAGUUGAUAAAGAUAUUUGUAGUGCUAUUGUACAGCACCUAAGGGGUUUGCGCUCUACUCUGUUAAAAUAUUUUCCUGUAACAAAUGACAAUAAUGCUUGGGUUAGAAAUCCUUUUACAGUAACUGUUAAACCAGCCUCAUUAAUAGCACGGGACUAUGAGAGCUUGAUUGAUUUAACAUCUGAUUCUCAAGUAAAACAAAAUUUCAGUGAACUUUCACUAAAUGAUUUUUGGAGUAGCCUAAUUCAAGAGUACCCAAGCAUUGCAAGGCGUGCCGUUCGUGUACUUCUUCCUUUUGCUACAAUGCACCUGUGUGAAACAGGGUUUUCAUAUUAUGCUGCAACAAAAACAAAAUAUAGGAAAAGACUUGAUGCUGCACCUCAUAUGCGGAUACGACUUAGCAACAUUACACCUAAUAUUAAACGGAUAUGUGAUAAAAAGACACAAAAACACUGUUCUCAUUAAAAUUGGAGGGUUUUGCAUGUCUCUUGAUAAUCAAAUGUAAGAUGAAAAUAAAAGAUGAUUUACAUCAUCUCUGGUAUUUGGGAGUUUAAAAUGAUUCAAAUUUUUUUAUACUUAGAUUUUAAGAAAGUUAAAGAAUCAGAAAAUUCAACAUAUUGUGUUGUUAUUGAUAUUUCUUAUUUACACUGUAAUUUCAAAGUGCUCCAUGGUCAUAACUGGGAAAUGAUGAUCCAUAAGAUACAGUCCCAAUUCCUUAGCAUGACAUAUCUCUUCAUGAUCUAAUCCUUAUCAGUCUUUCUAACCAUACCUACCUUGUAUCCUUCCAGUCCCGUGGAACUUCUUGCCAUUCCCUAAACUUAUUAAACUGUUCAUGGUUUUAAGUCUCAAAAAACAGUUGUCCCCAUCUUGUUUCCUGACAGACUCCUAUUUGCUUUCAAGACUUUGGCUUAAUUUAUCUCAGGUACUUUGAUCCUCUGUAUCUAUUAUGACCCUAUUUCCCACUGUUGUGUUUAAUUUUUGUGUCUUUCUGAACUGUGAACUCCUUGGUGGUGUCAUGAUUCCCAUUGUUUUUGAACUGAGCUCUUAGAGGUUCUUAUCCAGCUCUGUGUCUCCAUUAUCUGGCAAAAGGCUUUACUAAACUAAAUGCUCAAUAAAGAGAAAACAAUGUCUAUGAAAGUGAACCAAUAAAAAAUGGAAUAGGGGUUUCCUGCCAUUCAUUCACUGGCAUGGUGGCAUGUGUACACAAUGAUACCCUUUGUAUUUUGGGCUCAGUUAUUAGCUAGAAUUCAGUGUGGCCAUUAUGCAGAAGUCACUGAGGGAAUGUCGUAGUUUUGUGAUCAAGCUUUAACCAUUGAGGGAGAGGGGAGCCAAGUAUGUAGAACAUUUUCAGGUUCUAUGUUUCUUUCUCAGUUUCUAUAAAGAUUGUUGCAAAUUCCAUAUACUGUAGUCUAAAUUAAUGAAACUUUACUCAUUACUGUACUUGAAGAUGCUUAGACUGGAAAUCUUUUUUUUUUAUUAUUAUUAUAAAAGAUUCCUGACUGAC
Messenger RNA from Lemur catta (Ring-tailed lemur), 3735 nucleotides. RefSeq names its product zinc finger BED-type containing 5 (gene ZBED5). The record is from RefSeq and is a predicted model, not a curated record. Gene Ontology annotation, molecular function: DNA binding. The coding region runs from base 615 to 2696 and encodes 693 amino acids. Lineage: Eukaryota; Metazoa; Chordata; Mammalia; Primates; Lemuridae. The transcript is spliced from 3 exons.